GGAGGGACGCGGGGCCGGACUCCUCAAACGCCGGCAGUGACUGAAACGUAGCUACAGCUUUAAAGCAUUAGCUGCUGACUUCAUAUUGGUGCCCUCUACUCGCCGGUUCACCUGAAGCUUUUGGCCGUGUGACUCGGUAGACGGCUGGAGAAAAUGUCUAACGUCAACUGGAAGCCCUUUGUUUUCGGCGGGCUAGCUUCUGUGACGGCGGAAUGCGGGACAUUCCCAAUCGACCUAGCCAAGACGCGUCUUCAAGUUCAGGGCCAAGUGGGCGACAGCAAAUACCGAGAGAUCCGGUACAGAGGCAUGCUCCACGCUAUAGCACGGAUAGGAAGAGAGGAGGGGCCCCGGGCACUGUAUUCAGGAAUAGCUCCUGCCAUGCUACGCCAGGCCUCCUAUGGGACCAUAAAAAUUGGCACAUACCAGAGUUUUAAGCGACUGCUGGUUGACAGGCCGGAGGAUGAGACAUUGCUGACUAAUGUGGCGUGUGGUGUUCUCUCGGGUGUCAUCUCCUCCUCCAUCGCCAACCCUACUGAUGUGCUGAAGAUCCGCAUGCAGGCUCAGGGAAAUGUGAUCCAGGGCAGCAUGAUGGGGAACUUCAUCAACAUCUACCAACAGGAGGGGACAAGGGGUCUGUGGAAGGGUGUCUCUCUAACAGCUCAGCGGGCAGCCAUUGUGGUCGGGGUCGAGCUACCUGUCUAUGACAUCACCAAAAAGCAUCUGAUCCUGUCCGGUCACAUGGGGGACACCGUGUACACACACUUCCUGUCCAGCUUUGCGUGCGGCCUGGCAGGGGCUUUGGCUUCGAACCCAGUGGAUGUAGUCCGGACACGCAUGAUGAACCAGAGAGGAGGAGCUCUGUACCAGGGAACACUGGACUGUUUACUGCAGACGUGGCGCUCUGAGGGCUUCAUGGCGCUCUACAAGGGUUUCUUUCCCAACUGGCUGCGUCUGGGACCAUGGAACAUCAUUUUCUUCCUCACUUACGAGCAGCUGAAGAAGAUCGAUGUGUGAUUGGCAGAACGAUGAGAGUGAAGACGAGACAAGUAUGAGCGCACGCUCUGAGACGAGCUGAGAGGACCAAAACCAGGAAAGGCUGGAUGGGGAUGGUUUCUUUAUGGAACCACUGACAGGAAGUUCAUGUAGACCUAUGUUAGGGGCUGUAUGAGAAUUUGCCUGAUUCCUGUUUGGUCUCUUAAAGCCUGUGGCAAGUGUGGAAGGGACUGUGACACAAGCAUACACUCAUCUGAUGUUUUAAAGUCGUACAAAUGCUACUUUAGGCUUAACCACUCAUUUAAAUCUGACAUUGGCCCCUCAGAUCCAUAUUACCUGAUUUAUUGACCGAGAAAUUGGAGAGAAUGGUUGGAUGCAACAGCAGCCCCAAACACUUGUUUAUUUCAGUCAUAAGCUUGUUGUAAAAAUGGCUCUAAUAUCACGAGAAAAACACACAAGUGUUUUCAGUCUUCUACACUUAAAGUGGUCUCCAAAUUGAGUGCCUUAGUUUGUUAUACAGGCUGUUUACGCCUGAGAAUGUCGGAUAGCAACUGACAAUCGCACUGAUCAUUCCUUUUUGAAAAGAAAAAAAUCUGUGUGUGCAUGAGUCAACAAACUUGGCAAAGAUGUGGUGUUAUUCGUUUUUUCUGUAUUUCUAAAUUGAGAAGAAAGUGUGUGUGUGUGUGUGUGUGGGGAAAGGUGAACUGGUUUAUUAUUCCAACAGUCACCAUGGAGUAUUUACAGAGUAAAGAGCCAAGAAUACAUCAGUGUACUGUGAUAAAUAAGUUAUAUAAACAGCCUGAAGACCAGUGCGGGUGUGUGGACAGGACACUCAUCACAUGCCCUAAUGUGGCGAAACUACUGGUCCCUCCUGCCAGAAAGGGCAGGUAGUAAAUAUAACCUUGGGCAACCGUGGGACAUCGCAGUCCCUGGGUUCCUGUGUCAUCGAAGAAUCAGACACAUUAUGAAAGGCUAUGAAAGUAUUAUAUCUCACACCCCUCUAGGUUUAGAGCUGGGACAGAUUAGAAGUGCACCGGCUGACGAUGUUUAAUGCUUGAAGGCACUGACACCACUGCACAUGAUCCUCAGUUAACUCCAGGUAUAUUUUCCUAUACUGUAUUUGCACGCUGUAAUGCUUAUCUGUGAGCUUUCAUUGUAAAGAAUGAAUAUGUUGGCUGGCUGUUAUGUGUGAGCUGUCAUUGCUGCCAAAGUGUAAGCCAGUAUAAUGUUAUGUUUGAUGUUGAUGUAAAUGCUGCUAUAGCCCUGUAUAUUUGAAAUAAAAGAGA
Molecule: messenger RNA, 2279 nt
Organism: Seriola dumerili (greater amberjack)
Lineage: Eukaryota; Metazoa; Chordata; Actinopteri; Carangiformes; Carangidae
Product: kidney mitochondrial carrier protein 1
Exons: 9
Coding region: 154-1014 (286 amino acids)
Biological process (GO): mitochondrial transport
Cellular component (GO): mitochondrial membrane
Source: RefSeq, a predicted model, not a curated record